This is a messenger RNA of Punica granatum (pomegranate), 2013 nucleotides long. The record is from RefSeq and is a predicted model, not a curated record. NCBI's taxonomy places the organism in Eukaryota, Viridiplantae, Streptophyta, Magnoliopsida, Myrtales, Lythraceae.
CCCGCCAUAUAGCCUAAGCCUCACACAAUAUCCUCUCCUUUCCCUUCUCUCCAAACAACUCCUAGUAACACUCUGGGCUUUUUAAGUUACCCUCACACUUUGUUAGUUCAUACAACCCGGUUUCCAAGAAGGUCGAUUGCUCGUUCUUAACUAAUCCUAAAACGCUGGGAUUGCUCGUUCCUUCCCUAAUAUGGGAUCAGUUUCUGAGGAGAAUACUCGUAACCCGGGAAUCGGUUCGGUUUCAGUUGAAGCUGAACCUGAAUCCCCGCUGAGAAAUGGGAACAAUCUCCCGAAUUUUCUUCUUUCCAUUAGGCUCAAGUAUGUCAAGCUUGGGUACCACUACCUGAUCUCUAAUGCCAUGUACAUAUUUCUCAUGCCACUUAUAGGCAUAGCCCUUGCCCAUUUAUCGACCCUAACUGUCGAUGAUUUCCUCCGCUUGUGGGAUCAGCUCAAGUUCAACCUAGUCAGUGUGGUCCUCUGCUCCACCCUCAUAGUCUUCCUAGCCACGCUUUACUUCAUGAGCCGCCCGAGGCCCAUCUACCUCGUCAACUUUGCGUGCUACAGGCCUGACUCAGAACGGAAGUGCACGAGGGAGGUGUUCUUCGAGCGAUCGGGCCUCACCGGCAGCUUCACAGAUGAGAACCUCGCAUUCCAGAGGAAGAUCCUCGAGAGAUCUGGGCUCGGGCAGGACACAUACCUGCCAGAGGCCGUGAUGAGGGUCCCGCCGAACCCGUGCAUGGCUGAGGCCAGGAAGGAGGCAGAAGCAGUCAUGUUUGGGGCGAUCGACGAGCUUCUAGCGAAGACCGGGGUUAAGGCUAAGGAUAUCGGGAUCUUGGUGGUGAAUUGUAGCUUGUUCAAUCCCACACCUUCUCUUUCAGCAAUGAUUGUGAAUCACUAUAAGCUUAGGGGGAACAUCUUAAGCUAUAACCUCGGUGGAAUGGGGUGCAGUGCUGGGCUUAUCUCCAUUGACCUAGCAAAACAGCUCUUGCAGGUGAUUCCCAACUCCUAUGCACUUGUAGUAAGCAUGGAGAAUAUAACACUAAACUGGUACUUUGGGAAUGAUCGGUCAAUGCUUGUUUCUAACUGCCUAUUCCGAAUGGGCGGGGCUGCCAUCCUCUUGUCUAACCGGGCUUCUGAUCGCCGAAGGUCCAAGUACCAGCUUGUCCACACAGUGCGAACCCACAAGGGCGCAGAGGACAGAUCCUAUGGCUGUGUCUUCCAGAAAGAGGAUGAGACUGGAAGGACCGGGGUCUCCCUCUCGAAAGACUUGAUGGCUGUCGCCGGUGAAGCCUUGAAGGCCAAUAUUACCACACUAGGGCCUCUAGUGCUUCCCUUGUCAGAGCAGCUCCUGUUUGCCCUGACUUUGGUGGCACGAAAGGUAUUCAAAAUAAGUAUAAGGCCGUACAUUCCUGACUUCAAGUUGGCCUUUGAGCAUUUCUGCAUUCACGCUGGUGGGAGAGCCGUGCUAGAUGAGCUGGAGAAGAACCUCGAGCUGACGGACUGGCACAUGGAGCCUUCGAGGAUGACUCUCUUCAGGUUCGGAAACACGUCCAGCAGUUCGCUUUGGUACGAGUUAGCCUACUCUGAGGCUAAGGGCCGGAUCAGGAAGGGUGACCGGACAUGGCAGAUUGCAUUUGGGUCGGGAUUUAAGUGCAACAGUGCUGUGUGGCAAGCCCUUAGGACAAUCAACCCCGCAAAGGAGAAGAAUCCCUGGAUGGAUGAGAUUCAUAAAUUUCCAGUUGAGGUCCCAAGAGUGGCAUCUAUUGCCACUUAAAUGUUGAUUUUCUGAUUGUGCCAUGCAUAUUAGGAUCUGGAUAGUCAUAGAAGAAUUCUGUCCAUUCAAUUUUCAGAUUUCUCUUUUUGAAUGUUUGAUAAUUGAAUAUGGGUUGGUAGAAGCGCGGCAAUUUGCUUUGGAAAUUUUUUGUGUCACAAUCUAUGUGCUUAUGAUCGACAUAAAAUUGUAUUUUUUGAGAAAUGGAAUUUAAUAUGAUGGUAGUCACUCAUGACCCGAAA